CCCACAGGCUUGUGGGCAAAAUAAGUAUUGCCCAGGGCCUCGCAAAAGGUGACGCCGGCCCUGCCGCACAGAGUUUACAUCGUUUAUAACAUACAAGGAACAUAUAUAAAAAAAUUCAUUAUGAGUAUAUCGAUCGGAAUACAUAAUGGCAACAAGUGAAUAACCGAUGUUGUAUUCUGUUGCGUGUGUUCGUGCUGACUUGUAUGGUAAAUAGUGUUCAAGAGUUAUUAUCGAGUUAUACGAUUUAUAUUAUGGCGCCGACUGCUCGUGAUGAUGAAUCUCAAGAAAAAAUACCACCACGGCCCGUUGAAAAAAGGGCGGCAUUAGUACGUAAAGUGCGAUAUUGCAAUAUGCUUCCGGACAUACCCUUCGAUUUGAAAUCUAUCUGCUAUUCGUUUGAUAAAUCAAGAUUUAUACAGUAUAAAACAACGUCUUUAGAGAGAUCAUACAAAUUUGAAAUCUUAGCAGAUAACGAUUUAGGAGUUAAAAUCGACUUGAUUAAUAAGGAUAAGUAUACAGUUGACCAUAAUGUAAAAAUGGAAUCUGCUGAUGAAGAAAUAUUAGAAGAAGACAUUUUAGCAUUACAAGACUCUAAGAGAUCUCAACAUCAUGCCAAAAGUGUGUCAUGGUUAAAACGUACUGAAUAUAUUUCUACUGAACAAACUCGGUUCCAACCUCAGACAAUUGAAAAAGUAGAAGCUAAAGUUGGAUUUAGUAUCAAAAAGAACUUUAAGGAAGAAACUCUUUACAUGGAUAGAGACAGUCAGAUGAAAGCAAUUGAAAAAACAUUCAAAGACAAUAAAAAACCUAUCGAAAAACAUUACAGCAAACCAAAUGUUUAUGCUGUUGAGACAUUAAAUGUUUUUCCAGAUUUUAAGAAUUGGAGAUAUCCAUGUGCUCAAGUCAUUUUUGACUCUGAUCCGGCACCAAAAGGUCAGCCAAUACCUGCACAAACAGAAGAAAUGUCUCAAGCUAUGAUUAGGGGUGUAAUGGAUGAGAAUGGUGAACAAUUUGUGGCUUACUUUUUACCAUCCAAAGAAACAGUUGUUAAACGAUGUGAAGAUGCUGUUAAUAAUCGUCCAUAUGAUGAUGACUAUGAAUAUGAGUAUAAAAUGGCAAGAGAAUACGAUUGGAACAUUAAAAGUAAAAGUAGUAAGGGUUAUGAAGAAAAUUAUUUCCUAACUAUACGACCUGAUGGGGUAUUUUACAAUGAAUUAGAAACAAAGGUACGCUUAUGUAAAAGACGACAAAAAAUUGGUGUUCAAAGUAGUAGUACAAAUACAAAAUUAAUUGUAAGACAUGUCCCAAUAAAUGAAGAAGAUUUCAGUCUUCACAAAUUUAGAGAACAACAAUUACAACAAUAUGAUGAAGAAGAAGAGGCUAAUGCUGAAGAAACUGCUAAAAAAGCAGCUGCUAAAAAAAGUGCAAAAGAAAUGGCUACUAAAAAUAAAAAUUACAGUGGUGAUGAUUCCAAAAAAAGGAUUUAAAUUUUGUAUGAGGACUUGAAGGUUGACAGUUUAACCCUUUCAGUACUGUAUGCAUAUUUUAACUAUUACCUUCCAGGACCUAAUAAAAUCAAUAUGUUUAAAAAUUAAAUUUAGAACUAUU
Messenger RNA from Sipha flava (yellow sugarcane aphid), 1608 nucleotides. RefSeq names its product RNA polymerase II-associated factor 1 homolog. Bases 204 to 1487 code for a protein of 427 amino acids. Lineage: Eukaryota; Metazoa; Arthropoda; Insecta; Hemiptera; Aphididae. Gene Ontology annotation, biological process: transcription elongation by RNA polymerase II. The transcript has 10 exons. Gene Ontology annotation, molecular function: RNA polymerase II complex binding; chromatin binding. The record is from RefSeq and is a predicted model, not a curated record. Gene Ontology annotation, cellular component: Cdc73/Paf1 complex.